This is a messenger RNA of Ixodes scapularis (black-legged tick), 1361 nucleotides long. RefSeq names its product nicotinamide N-methyltransferase. Lineage: Eukaryota; Metazoa; Arthropoda; Arachnida; Ixodida; Ixodidae. The record is from RefSeq and is a predicted model, not a curated record. The coding region runs from base 253 to 1137 and encodes 294 amino acids. The transcript has 5 exons. Gene Ontology annotation, cellular component: cytosol. Gene Ontology annotation, molecular function: N-methyltransferase activity.
AUGUCGUUGCAGAUUUGCCGUGAACACGCUACUCAGAAGUUGGUGUCUACGAUCGGCCCAUUCACACCUUCCGAAGAAAACACCAACUAGACCAGCUUGACUCAGCGAGUCGGCCAACCCCGUGACCAGACACGUGCUACGGACGUCGUUGCAGCAAGCAUCGGGACUACAUAAGCCAGCGCCGCGAAGAACAGCGUGGAAUUCACGGCCCUGACACUGUCACGCUCACACCGUCGAUAUCGUUGCAGAAAUAUGAUCGCACUCAGAGAGUGGCUUAAAGUCGGCACUGCGGUUUUUAAAUGUGGAACGCGCAGACCGAAGGCUUUUUCACCAAAGACAAGCAGUUACAGUUCGGACACCUUGGGAAGCAUGGCAUCCCAGGCUCUGAGGGACUCAUACAAGAAAAACUUUCUGGUACAGGAUUAUAUGGAAAUGUAUGCGCACUAUCCUCCGGAAGGUGCUGCUCUUGCAGGACGACGACUACGAGGCAUAUUUCACUCAGAUCUGGUUCAAGGCGAUACUCUCUUGGAAGUGGGCAGCGGUCCUUCGGUUUGGUGCUCGCUCGUGGCCUCCAGUCGAUUCAAGCACAUCGUUCUGAGCGACAUAGUAGAAGCCAACAGGCUCGAACUUGAGAAGUGGCUCAACAAGGAUGAAGAUGCCAUCGACUGGACCACGCGUGCCGAGGAGAUAGCUGACUUGGAAGGCUAUAGUGACAAGAAGAAAGGGGCGUUGGAAAUCCUCGAGCGCACACGCUCGGCCAUCCGCAAGGUUCUCCCCUGCGACGUCCUGGAGCCUGGAGUGCUCCCGGAGGAACACAGGGAAACCUUCGACGUCGUCCUCUCCUCCGGAUGCUUGGACUCGGCCACAGCAGACCACGAAUCGUUCCGAAGGGCGCUUAGCAACGUGGGAGAUCUCGCAAAACCUGGCGGCCUGCUUGUCCUCGUGGGCGCUGGCGGAGUAAAGAGUUAUCCUGUGGGAAACGUUGACUUUCCCCACGCGAACCUCACGAAAGAUGCGUUAUAUCAAGCCGUAGCAGAUGCUGGCUUUCAGAUGAAGCUAUAUCGAUUCGUUGCGUUUGGGGCUACACUGGGCAGUCCAGACGUAUUCCGAUUUGUCCUGGCGGCUCGUAAACCCUGAUUCGGCUCAUAAAAAUGCGCUUCACUUUGUGCGAGAUAAUUCUGUGUGCCAGGUGUUGCCAUUUAACUCUCAACAUGCGUGCCUGCACAAAUAAAUAUUUAGUGAUUCCAACUUUAAUUUUAAAUCGCGUUGAAGUAAAAUCACCUUCUAUGUGAAAGUCCUUAGAAUAUUAAAUAAUAUCUGAUUUUAGAAUUCCAGAUAUUAAAGACUACGAUAGCAGUAAA